GGAAAUAGGUCAUAUGACCCAGUAGGCGCGGUUUAUGAUAAAUGAAGGACAUGUGUUAUUGGUAGUCUGCCACGAGAGUCUGUGUCAACAAGUAGCCAGUGUGUUGACUGGGUGUACAUUUGACUUUGUUGGAGAUCUAUCUACCCCCGUUUUUUGAAGUUUUUUUUUUUAGAGAAAACACCUGUUUUAUCUGUGAUCUAUUUUAGAGUUUCAGAAUUUGACACUUUCUGUCCAGAUCUUCCACUAUCACACGAUAAAACCAUGGCCAGUAUUUGUGUGUCCAUCUUCAUUUUGAUGGCUGCUACUUUGUGCGCUGGGUACCCAGCAGGUGGGCCGUACUACUCCUGCAAAGGUCUUCUACCAGGGCAUGGUGAUGGGCCCAAGAAAACAGCUCCCCCCUAUAGAAUGAGUGUGAGUCAAGCUACGGUGGAAUCUGGAGGCAGCACUUCCGUGACACUAUCAAGCAUAGAUGUACCGUUCAUGGGGUUCAUGUGCGCUGCCAGUAAAUACGAGGAUGAAGCAAACAACACAGUAGGAGAGUUCUCACGAACAGAUGAUUAUGUCAACAUCACUCAGCUCGUCAAUUGUUCAGGCUCCACACCUUAUACAGGGAUCACCCACGUGAGCAGGAACCCUAAAAACACUGUAGUCUUUAACUGGUCAGUUCCUGACAGUGCAAGUAGUGGAUCUGUUUUCAAAAUCAGGUGUACCUUUGUUCAAUCCUUCAACGUAUACUGGAUAGACUCCUUGGUGAAUGUUACAGUCGACAAUAAGAUCAGUUCCAAUGAAAACAGCAGCUCCGUACAGACCAGCACUUUGAGAAAUCUGAUUGCGUGCUUGUUGACAGUGUUCUAUUGUUUUCUCUAGGCGUCAGUCUUGUGUGCUGCUCUGUAAGACUUGACCUGGAGAUAAGUUUGAAACCAAAAAUUUUGAAAGCAUAACGUGCCUAGUCAUUGUAGCGUCAAAUGUAAUUCUUCUUUGAGGCCUUAUGAAAUUUACUGUGACUCUAUGACUGAUUAGAUGACUAGGUGACUAUAGGACUAGGUGACUAUAGGACUAGGUGACUAUAGGACUACGUGACUAUAGGACUACGUGACUAUAUGACUAGGUAACUAUAUGACUAGGUGACUAUAUGACUAGGUUAGGUGACUAUAUGACUAGGUAGGUGACUAUAUGGUUGUAGCUUGUUUCUGAGCUUGUUUUGAACAUAAAUAUGUUUUUUUUUGUUUUUUUUUUGCGAUUUGUUUUUGGGGGAAAGGGUGGGUUGAUUCUUUCUUGAAAAAAUAAAAUUAAUAUAAACAUCAUAAAUAUGAGAUCAUUAAAGUUAGCGAGACAAAAUUAGGAUCUAAGUUAGUGAGACAAAAUUAGGAUCAAAGUUAGCGAGACAAAAUUAGGAUCAAAGUUAGCGAGACAAAAUUAGGAUCUAAGUUAGCGAGACAAAAUUAGGAUCUAAGUUAGCGAGACAAAAUUAGGAUCUAAGUUAGCGAGACAAAAUUAGGAUCUAAGUUAGCGAGACAAAAUUAGGAUCUAAGUUAGCGAGACAAAAUUAGGAUAUAAGUUAGCGAGACAAAAUUAGGAUCAAAGUUAGCGAGACAAAAUUAGGAUCAAAGUUAGCGAGACAAAAUUAGGAUCAAAGUUAGCGAGACAAAAUUAGGAUCAAAGUUAGCGAGACAAAAUUAGGAUCAAAGUUAGCGAGACAAAAUUAGGAUCAAAGUUAGCGAGACAAAAUUAGGAUCAAAGUUAGCGAGACAAAAUUAGGAUCAAAGUUAGCGAGACAAAAUUAGGAUCAAAGUUAGCGAGACAAAAUUAGGAUCAAAGUUAGCGAGACAAAAUUAGGAUCGAAAUUGGUAAGUUACCAAAAUGUUCGCCAUAGUAAUUAAGGUACCGGCACAUCAUUUUCAUUUAUAUUCUAAACAUUCCAAUUUUGUUGAACAACUUUGUAAUUUUAUGCUGGGAUUUUUAAAUAUUUUCUAUUGCCAUAAGUUUAAUCAAUGAUAGCAAUUAGGAUGCUUGUUUCUAUUUUACAUUACAUUUUUAAUUUUUUUUUUUCUAGUUCGAAUUUUUAUGUUCUCUGUAUAACAUUUUAAAAUUUUAUUUUCUUUUUUUGCCUUUUUAAAUUCUAAAUUUAUUUUUGAUGUAAUAAGAAAGUUUUCAAAUAUUUUUUAUAAAGGGUAUAAAAUAGUUUAAAUUUAGUUUGGUAUUCUUUUUUUUUAAUGUUUGAAAGUUCAACUUCACUACAAAUGUAAUAUGUACAUGUAUAUAUAUAUAUAUAUAUAUAUGUAUGUAUGUAUUGUGCUAAACUUUUUGAAUUCAGAAUGUUGUCAGGUUUUAUAAAUCCUUGUAAAUAUUUUAUUUUGAAUAAAGUAAACAUAUGUGA
Molecule: messenger RNA, 2377 nt
Organism: Biomphalaria glabrata
Lineage: Eukaryota; Metazoa; Mollusca; Gastropoda; Planorbidae
Product: putative defense protein 3
Exons: 5
Coding region: 262-867 (201 amino acids)
Molecular function (GO): oxidoreductase activity, acting on metal ions
Source: RefSeq, a predicted model, not a curated record